GGCAGGUGUGGGUGGAACAUCGGCAGCAGGUGCACAGGGAACGCAAGUAGUGCAUAACGCGGGGGGUCCAGCGGCUGCACGUUCGGGAAGGGAUGGCAGAUAAGGAGCCGGCGGUAGUGGAUUGCGACGAUUACGACGACGUUGCCUCGGAUGACGAACGGUGGGACGACGAGACGACCGACGUUCAGCAGAUCUGGCAGAAAACCAUGGGUGGUCGGAGUAGGAUGACGAAGGGUUCUUCGUCGACGGUGCGAAGGGGAAAAAAAGGGACGGCUGCGGGGAGCGAGGGGGAAGGUGACGUAGAGGGAGAGGCCAUGCGAAACUUCUGGUCAGUCGACCACAUGGUCGCCCUCAUAAGGGCGAAGCGGGACCAAGACGCGCAUCUGCAGGGGAUGGGCCACACAUGCGCUCGCAUGAAGCCGAGGGAAUGGAAGUGGGCAGAUGUUGAAGAGAGGCUGAAGAAGGUUGGCGUGGAGAGGACAGCCGACAAGGGUGGGAAGAAAUGGGACAACGUGAUGCAACAGUUCAAGAAGGUGCACCUGUUCCAGGGGAGUCCGGGAA
Messenger RNA from Chara braunii, 561 nucleotides. Lineage: Eukaryota; Viridiplantae; Streptophyta; Charophyceae; Charales; Characeae. The record is from the annotation of a GenBank genome assembly.